Manis javanica (Malayan pangolin) is the source of this 3392-nucleotide messenger RNA. The record is from RefSeq and is a predicted model, not a curated record. Lineage: Eukaryota; Metazoa; Chordata; Mammalia; Pholidota; Manidae.
CAUGAAACCUGAGUGGGGAGUGUGGCCGCGCCUGUGUGGUCAGCCAGCCGGCAGCCGGGCCUUGGGCGCUCGGAGUGCUGGCUGCUCUGCCUGGCAACUGGUGGCCUCAGGCUCCUGUGGAGAGGCCCCCAAGAGGCUGAAGACUCUGAGGUGGGGGCAGGGUAGUAGGAUGAUGCCCCUUGUAAGCAGAACUGGCUGGCUCAGGACACAGAGGCUGCGGGCAACAGGCAAGCAGAGGGUUGGAGCACCUCCAGGGACUUCUGGCCAUUUGGACCUGGCAGGCAUUUACCCAGUGGAUAUUUUGGAAGAUGACCCCAAAGGAAAUUGGGAAGCAGCUCUGGCCUACUAUGCCAUGCUGGCAGAAGGAGGGAGGUCGUCUCCAGAGGUUUUCUCUCUUCCCACUGGGGAGCAGGUUAAACUUGAAGCUGCAUCUGUUUGCUUCUACACUGUGCACCGGGAUGAACCUCAACAUAAAAUACUGGUCUUGGUUAAGCCCCAGGAUACGAAGACAGUUGUGGCUGUUUACGUAAAGGGGUCCUGGUGGGCCACCGAAGAUGUACUAAGGACCUCUGAUCCAGCAAGAGAAGGUCUGAUGAAGGUUCAGUCAUUUGGGGAAAGGAUUGUGCUUUUCAUUCUCAAUGUCGUUGUUUUUGGAAGACUGGAGAGAAAUUUGGAUGAUGAUGGCAUGUUUUUUUUACCUCACUCUGUGAAGGAGCAUGCGAAAAUUCUGUGGCGAGGCGGAGCAGCGGUUGGAUUUUACACAGUCAAACCCAAAGGCAGCCUGUGUGGUGACGGUGUGGGUGUGUGCUACCUGCUGCCCGUCUUUGACACCGUUUUCAUCAGGAGGAGAUACCGUCGCCAAGGCCUGGGCACGGCCAUGCUGCAGGACUUCUGUGAGACAUUCCAGGAGGACGAGGCGCUGGGGGUCAGUUGGCCAGUUUCUCCUGCUAUGUACCAAGUCUGCAGGAAGUUCCUGGGGGCGCAUCCGGAGGAGCGGGGGCGCCUGUGGGAGGUGGAGCCCCCAGGAGCCUGGGGCCAGCGAGACAGCAUCUGGCUGAAAGUUCAGCCUCAUCAGUCAAGACUUUCAGACUGAGAAGAUCCGCGGAGAAGACCUGGAAAAGACGAAGAACGAUCAGGACGGUGGAGUGGAAGCGGCAGCGGGGCGGCUUGGGCGAGCCUGCGGGGCUGAGCUGGAGCGGAAGGAAGCCGAGCGGACAGCGGGGGAUGCUGAGCUGGCUGGUGAGGCGUGGCAGGAGCCCCCGUGGGCCAGCUCCUAACUGCCGGAGGCGCAGCUGAGCCUCGUCCGGAGGCCUGUCUGGGCCCCGGGGCACAUGGCUUCCAGAGCUGCCUGUGGCAGUCUAUGCGUGAGCGGCUGGCCGCUGGCUUCUGCCCUUGCUGUGCUGUCUUUGAGGAGCCGACUGCAGAGACCCCUCCUCCCUCGGCCUUGUGGUGUGGGCUCAGGGGAUAGAAAGUCUGAAAAGGUGCUUCCAUCACCAAGGCCAGGUGCUGUGCAGGUGCAAGUAAUUGUGCUCCCAAGCUGGGCUGGAGAAGCUCCUUCGUUGGACCUAGUCUGGUUUCUGGUGUUCAGGACGACUUCCACCAGAACCACACCGAGAUACUUCUCUCUUUAGGAAGCUCGGCAAAGGGCUCCGCGCAUCUCGUUCUGCACCGCGUCUGCCCGCGCCGGCCCUGUUCUAACGGUGAGACCGCAGGCAUCUCUGAGACACUCUUCUGGAGAAGCUUCAUCCAUGUCAGAAGCUCCCUGAGGGAAAGGGCCGGGGCUGCCUGGUACCCACCGGGGGCUUCUUGCUACUGUGUGACCUGCAGAGACCUUACAGAGAGGACCUCAGGCAUGUGUCGGGAUUAUCAGCUGUCAAUCACCUAAUCUGUAAGGGAUGACCAAGGAAUGGUGUGUCUAGUGCAGUGGUGCUUGAGUACAAAGGCUUGUGCCAGUAAAGGUGACUAUACAGGUGGCAGCCUGACCCAAAUGUGACAUUGGCCUCCCCUUCCUCAAAUACCUACACAGCCACGCUCUCUCCCUCCCUCUGUCAUACGCAAAACUUGUCCAUCAGCCUCAUUCCUAUUCCCACACAUCCCUCAGCUCAGCUUCCUUACCGGCUGCCCUAUCUUCCCCUUCACGGGGCCCCAAAGCUCUGGGCCCUUGGCUCUGACUCCGCGAGCCUCCACCAGUCACUCUGAUCUGCUGAGCUGUCCCCUGUGUCCCCAGUGGUAGUGGAGAGCUGACCCUCAGAAACUGUGUGGGGGAAGAACGGCAACUGGUUAUCUCAGGAGUGAGGGGUGACACCUUCCUUCUGUUCCUCUGCUGUGAAACUUUGGAGAGGUGGGUGGAAGAACAGUUUCAGCUUUUUAGGGAUAUAGUAAAGCCCCUCCAGAGCCUGGGUCUGGGGAGAACCGUUGGCAUGACACUCACCUGCUGCUUCCCCGAGUGGCUGCAGGGCACACGUGCUGGGACCUCUGUUACCUAUUUACUUAUCCUUCUGUCCGUCUCUCUGUCCAUCCAUCCACCCAUCCACCUGCCUUUGCAUCUGUCCACAUCUGUCCAUCCACCCAUCCACCCACCUCUCUGUUCACCCAUCUAUCCAGAUAUUUCCGCCCAUCUAUCUUGUUGCACAACAUUCAGCAUGUUUUCUCAGGACUAGGGUCUGCACUGGGCCCUGGGGAUAUAGAGAUAAGUGAGGCGUGGUUACUGGACUCUAGGAAACUGUUCUCUCUGGAGGGGUCUCUUCUGGAGUGUUCUGUUGUUGUCUUUCUUACACCCAUUAGAAAGAGGGAGGGGUCCAACUGAAUAGAAACAGAGAUUAGAGCUCCAGACGGAGCCAUGAAGGGCCCCCGCACACGUGGGCUCUUGCUGAAGGAGGUGCAGACCCUAAAAGCAAAUGCACUCUAAAGCCAAGAGGGAGCUCCUUGGUGUCGGGCACCACCUUUAAUGUGUGUUACGCACUUGCGCUUUGGAUAUUGCGCUUUUUGGGAUGAGCAGUGGUGCUUCGUGUUUAUGUGGAAAUGAACAGACAAAAAAGUGUCUCAGGGGUUUGAUGAAGUUACUGUUCAGUUCAAGAAUCCUCCCAAGGAGGAAACACUGAUGUGAUGAUGCGGCUCACUGAGGGACAUAUAAAUGAACCGCACAGUUAGAAGUGAACAGGCUGGGGUUCUGAGCAGCCCCUUCUGUAUAGCGGCACGGCCAUGUCCAGUCUGGGGCUCUGUGCCUGGCUCCCUUCCCCGUGGCUUGUAUGGGAAAUGUCUGUGUGUGUGUGUUUUGUUGUUUUUACUAAGCCAACUUUGUUUGAUUUAUUAUUCACAGACUGUGUGUUCUUGCCUGUUAUUUUUAAUAGCUCUGUUGAGAUAUAAUUUACAAACCAUAAAAGUCAUUUCAU